Brienomyrus brachyistius is the source of this 3753-nucleotide messenger RNA. It is a transcript of the gene nudt22, whose product is annotated as nudix (nucleoside diphosphate linked moiety X)-type motif 22. Bases 2251 to 3534 code for a protein of 427 amino acids. The record is from RefSeq and is a predicted model, not a curated record. Gene Ontology annotation, molecular function: GDP-mannose hydrolase activity. The transcript has 5 exons. Lineage: Eukaryota; Metazoa; Chordata; Actinopteri; Osteoglossiformes; Mormyridae.
GCACGGCACAUUUCAGCGAAACUAUUAUAUUUUAUGAGUGACAAAUGGUUGAAAUUAUACUACUUAGAAGUUGAGGAAAUACUCGGUCUGACAAAAUGCAUACAACAACACGAUACUGAUUUUUUAAAAGUAUAAAUCUUUUCCCUCACAAGUUAUUGUAUAUUAUUGUUCAAAUCUACGGAGAUUUAUAAAUAUAUAGCUCAAUUUUUCGUAAAGUGGUCUGAGAGCAAUUUAAAAGAAUAGGCUUGUAAUGUCUACCCUUGAAAAUAGCUAUAGAGCAGUUCGGAAAUUAUGUAUGACGUCCUUGAGUAUUUAUAAAUAGGUGAUGUACUUUGCAUCGUGAAAGUCGGUUUUUAGUUCGCGAAGAAACACCUCAGGGAUUUAUCGAUGCAAAUACAAUACUUCACGAAGAACAUUUUAAUGGUACUUAUCAAUGAUCAGCCCCUUUUACAUUAAAAAGGACGUAUCUAGACGCAAUUCUUGUUUAUGAAUAGGUAUACAAACAUUGCUAAAACGGAACAGUAGCAGUGUUUCUCCUGAUGCUUGAACUUGGAAUCUGAUUUUUGCAAAAUUAUUUUGGCAGUUGGUUUCUUUGGUUUUUGUAACAAAACUCCAAAUAAUACAUAAAGAGAAUAUACCUAAACAACACAAAGUGUUUACUUAUGAAUACAUACCGUAGUAUAUAAAAUAAUAUAUUUUAAGUAAAUUCUAAACAUUACUUUGCAGAAAACAAAAGUGAAUAAAAAAAAGGCUUUAUCACUUGAAGGGCACAAACACAUAGUAGUAACUUAGUUGCUUAGUAACUUAGUUACUACUGAAGUAUAAAUCAUGAACAAAUAUAGUAGCUACUUGAGAUAAAAGAUAUGAUUCAUUAAUGAUGAACAAACACGAGAUCAGUAUUUCACUUGUUAUUCAUUCAGUAGCUCCUUCAGUAGUUUACUAAGUCUUACAGAUAUAACAGAUAUAGUAAUAAUUACAGUAAUUGCUUGACAUGAAAGAUGUCAUGAUUUAUUAAUGAUGAUUGAACAUGAACAGUAUGUAACUAAGACUUAAUUUGUGGUAAAUUAAUACUUAAGUAAUAGCAUAAUAUUACAUCAUCUGUGCCCCCUCAAGUAAAGUGUUAUUAAAGGUUUGUAUUUAAAAAAUAUGCUCAGGAUACUGUUCCAAAGGCUUUAUUCUAGGGGUCUCCCAGAGAGCUUAAUGUCCUGGUAGAGGUCUUCAUUGUUCAGAGCUGCAGAGGUGGACAUUUCAGGUUCUGAAAGUAAAAAUCCAGACCAAGAUUUUGUUUCAACCAACCAGUUGAGUUCAUUGUGACUCUGACUCUUUAUACUCAACUGGUUGGUUGAAACAGAAUAUUGGCCUGGAUUUUUACUUUCUGGACCUGAAAUGUCCACCUCUGCAGAGCUGUAUUCCAUUCCCAGGCACUGCUUGUUCUACUCAUUUCAUGCUGGUUUAAUAUGUGUAUGAUGCACAGAGACUCUUAAGCUUUUGUUCGUUUGCAUGUUAUGAUACAAUGUGUCACACUGGUCCACAUGAUGUUGUUGCUUGAAUCAGGACGAGGUCAGUUACACAACUCCUAGGUGCUGACAGUUUACAGAUGGCAGCAUUGGAAAGCAUUUGGGUAAUUUUGUGGUGACGUUCCUACAUUUCCUGUAUACAAACAAGGCAGAUGGAUAAAAUAAAUAAGAAAAUAAAGAAAAAAAAGAAACACUCAUGCAUAAGAGUCAACAAAAUUAACCCUAUAUGAUGAAUCCUCCCUAAUUGCAUAUGUUGGCCAGAUAACUGUUACAUUUGUUCAUUUACUGUAUUUCUCGGUUUGGCUAUUCUUAGCUUGUUCAUUUAUGUUGAUCUGCAAAAUAGAGAUCCUGAUAUUUAUGAAACCGACAUUUUAGCCAUUCCCAGCGUUUCUGUUAUAGAGGAAAAAGAACGGACAUCAUCAGCAGGCCUGCGGUGGAGGAGACCCAGCAUGAGCAUGAUGGAUCCUGAGGUAUCAGUGCUUCUACACUGCACACCUUGGAAAGGCUUGAGAGAAGGACAAGUACGAGUGGAGCUCUCGACCAGGUUUGAGCCCUCUGCUUCCCAGCUUCCUGUAUUGAAGAGCUAACCAGUUUUUUCCUACAAUAGUGGAAAUGCAUAUAAUCAUUUACCCUCUGAACAGGACCAUUGUUUUUCAUGCCAUGAUGUCACUGUGUGGAUUGCAGCACAAUAGUGUGAUAUGUUUCAACUUUGUGCUACAUAAUGAAGAAAUAAAUGCCAAAUAAAAAAACAGAACUGCAACCUAAGCUUCACAAGAAGCUCCUCGUGUGUAUCACUAAUGGAAGGUCUGCUAGACUUUCUUUCCCAAUGGCUCACAGGUACAACCGCCAUUGCCUGCCAGGGCUUGAGCAGCAGAUUGAGGAGGUAUGGAGAGAGCGAGUCACCUGUGAGCCCUGGCUGUUCAACGGGGCUAAAUUCAGACUGCAUUCAGCCACUUUUACACCCAAGUUCCAUAACAAGCCUGAAGCAGACAGAAACGAGAAGGAGCAACAAGGAGAAGCUCAUGCAGCAGAUGUCCACUGCAUGCUCUGUCUGCCACCGGGUCAGGCUGGAUGCAACGGGCCACAAAAGUGGGUCAGUGGUGCCGAAGGGGGAGGGACAACGCAACAAAGAGGCAAGACUGAGCCAGACCAGACACAAAGAACCACUGAAAAUACAAACGGGGCAGGAGCAUGCAAAUGUAGAGACCAGAAGACAGUAGAUGUGCUGAACAGUGUCAGCUUGCAUGCGUACACAUGGACACCUGGCGCGGUAAUGCAUUCAGCAAAUGUCAGUGAAGCCCAGAGAGAAUCAUCACAUUGUGCCUCAGCAUAUCUCUCAGUGUGCCAGGGCAAACACCCCGUUCUCACCCUGCACCUUGGCCUGACCUGCUACAAGGAUUUCCUUGGGACCAACUGGUCCAAGAAUGUAGAGGAUCUUGUGAGACAGGGAACAAGCCAAUUUGGAGACCCAAGUUCUUUACUGGCCCAGCCCUUGGGGGUUGGCGCGGUUCUGCGGACCUCUGACAAUCUGGUGGUGUUUCUCAGAAGGAGCCAAAAAGUGGCAGAAGCAUCAGGACUUCUGGACAUUCCAGGAGGACAUCCAGAACCUAAGGCCGUGUGCAUGGGGGUGAACGAGGACAGCAUCCGUGUGGAACAGCUGCCACAGGAGGCUGUAGUGAGAGAGCUCUUCUCCUCUGUUCAGGCUGAGAUCCGGGAUGAGGUGAACAUUCCCCUCAGCUGCCUCAGCGAGCCUGUCCUCAUGGGCAUCGCCCUUAAUCACACCAGUGCCGGCCGACCCAGCGCAGAGUUCUACAUUAGCUGCUCCCUCACUGCCCAGGAAGUGAAGGAUUUCUACUUGCAAGGUGGCCCAGAAGCCAGUGAGUCCACGGAUAUCGUCUUUCUCAGUAGACGGGAGGCACUGCAGUUGAAUGAGAGCGCCCCCCUGUGGUCUGAUCUGUGUCCAUCCGCAAAAGGAGCAGUGCUGCUGUAUCGCCUUGUUCUUCCUGACCAGGACUGAUUGGCAGCAGAGCCAAGACAUGAAAAACAGUUAAUAUGUUUAAAUAAGUGCAAAAUCAAGCACAGUAACUCAGGACAAAUGCAGUCAAGAAAAAUGGAUAUAUGAUCUCAUUACAUCAUAAGUAAAGUUAUAAAUGUGUGCUGUACAUAUUCUUUUCAUUAAUGAGUGUUUGUAUUGUUUAAAGCAAACACAUGGAUUUAAAUAUAUUUUUGUACAUUU